Messenger RNA from Frankliniella occidentalis (western flower thrips), 3286 nucleotides. It is a transcript of the gene IntS4, whose product is annotated as integrator complex subunit 4. The record is from RefSeq and is a predicted model, not a curated record. The transcript is spliced from 18 exons. Lineage: Eukaryota; Metazoa; Arthropoda; Insecta; Thysanoptera; Thripidae. The coding region runs from base 91 to 2991 and encodes 966 amino acids. Gene Ontology annotation, cellular component: integrator complex. Gene Ontology annotation, biological process: snRNA processing.
UGUAGGCAAACAAAUCAAGCACAAAACAAUACCAAAUGGAAAUUUCCCUUUGCUUUUCGAUUUCUAGUUGAUGACAAGUCUUAUUGCACGAUGGCAGCUGUUCUGAAGAAAAGAGCUCUUGCAGAGUAUUCUCAGGUUAUUGAGGAGCAGCCACGUCCAAUCAAACGACUUCGACUAGUCAGAAAACCAUCUUCAAGUAACUCGACUAUAUUGUAUGUUGGUCUGUUGGAGAGACAGAAAACAAGUAACGAAGCUCUUCAGGUCCUGCUGAGGAUCUCAGAUUCAUUACAAUUCCAGGAGGAUGAUUUCCUCGACAUAAUUAAAAAGCUGGUGGAGCACUUCAAACGUGAAAAAGAGUCUGCCGUGAGAGUGAAAAUAUUAUCACUUUUUGGUGACAUUGGGUGUGAAACUGGAGCAGAUAUCCAGCAUCUAUUAGAAGAAACACAGCAGUUACUCAAAGAAGAAACGUCUCAUAAAGUUAUUGUUCAAGGAGUUACAACACUUCUGCGCUUGGGAAAGCUGCUACCUGAUAAUGUUCAGAUUCACACAAAAUUAGUUUUAUCAGCUAAACAGUAUUUGAAAGACACAUCACAUGCAGUGAAAUCAAGGUGCUUAGAAUUGAUUGGUCAACUAUUACCUGUGGUUGAUACAGCACAAAGCGCAUUGGUGCAGAAUAUGCUAAGGCUUAUUGGAGACUACACUUACAGCCAAGAUGCUAGGGUACGGGCAGCAGCUUUUAAAACCAUGAUUAAUCUUCAUGAUCGUGGACUUAAGCUAGAUCCAUCCAUUUACACUGAAGUGUGCUCCUCACUUAAGGAUGAUUAUGAGAUAGUUCGUCUUGCUGCUCUAAGAUUAAUAUGUGUUUUAGGUAACACCUAUGCUGAAAAUAUCAUAGUGUUGCCUGAUUCUGAAGGAGAGCAGCUUCGUCUUGUUGAUGAUGCAUUCGCGAAAAUUUGCUGUUCAGUCACUGAUCUUUCUCUAAGAGUUCGGACAGUUGCUUGUCAACUUUUAGGAACAAUGCAUCAAGUGAGCCCCAAAUUUUUAGAGCAGACUUUGGACAAGAAACUUAUGUCAAAUAUGAGAUUAAAACGUUCAGCUCAUGAAAGAGCAUUAGAAUCCGUGAGGACCGGAGAAUGGUCCAGUGGCAAAAAAUGGGCUGAUGAUGCUCCCAGAGAAAAGAUUGACAAGGACUCAAUCAGUUUAGUUACAAGUGGCUCAUGUGGUGCAUUUGUUCAUGGUUUAGAGGAUGAAUUUUUAGAAGUACGCAGUGCUGCUGUGGAUGCAUUAUGUUUGUUAUCAUUGGAUAACCAUCGUUUUGCUGUUAUGUCUUUGGACUUUCUGGUUGAUAUGUUCAAUGAUGAAAUAGAAGAUGUGCGCAUUAAAGCCAUAGACAGCUUAACCCGUAUUAGCAAACACAUUAUUUUAAGAGAUGAUCAAUUAGAGACAAUAUUGUCUGCUCUUGAGGACUUUUCCAUGGAUGUGAGAGAGGGAUUACACAAAAUGUUAGCGGCAUGUAGAUUAUCAACCAGAAGUUGCCUUCAGAUGUGUGUUGAGGCCUUGCUGGAUAAUCUUAAAAAGUACCCUCAGGAUCGACGUUCUCUUUGGCGGUGUUUUCAACGAAUUGGAAGCGUCCAUCCUGAACUUACUCUUCCUCUUGUUCCGGAGCUCUUAAAUAUUCAUCCAUUCUUUGACAUGCCGGAGCAUGAUGUUGAAGAUCCAGCAUAUAUUUGUAUAUUAAUUUUGGUCUUUAAUGCUGCUCAGCAGAGCCCCACAAUGCUUCAGCUCUUUGAAGAAAACACUUUAAAACACUAUUCCUACCUCAGAGACACAAUGCCACAUCUAGUCCCUGUUUUGAAGCUAGGGAUUAAUGUGAGAGCUCAGGAACUUGCUAGUGUUGAAACAAGUACAUCUGAAUUUAUUCAACAAAUUUGUAGCCAACUUGCUGCUGCACCCAAAGCUACUCUAAGAUCUGAACUUAUGGAGGCAGCUCAGAAGGAUCUUAGUAGGCUUGCUGCUAUUGAUUCUGCUGUGUCUGGAGCAGCUGAAUUCACUGCACUGUUCAUUGGAUCACAACUUUUGAUGGAGCAGGUGCUUUCAAAUCGUCUUUGGUCAAACCCAGCAUCUCUUGCUACUCAACAGGGGAACAUCAUUCGCACAUCAAUAACAACCUUGCUUCAAAAUUGUCUGAAGUUACAACAUAUGUUCAUGGGGUUACGUUCUACAGAACUAGCAGCUGUUAAACAAUUCAAAUUGAAAGCUCUUGCUCUGCAGUUAGUCUAUAUUGUUACUGGAAGUAAUUCCUCUGCUUUGUCCCUAUGUGACCACUUCCUUUUGCAAGUUGAAGAAACUCAAAAAUAUCUUUCUGAUGAAAGUGUGAAUGUUGAACUGUUUACAAGUCAAUUAUUUAAGGAAAUGGUUCAGCUAGAGGAAACUAAACCAGGACCUGUUGCUCGUAGUGUGCUAAAACUUCUUCAAACAUCAAAUUUAGCUCUACCACCUCACCCAAAUAUAUCUGUUCGUAUGCUUUCUGCUGACAUCAAUGAGCCGCAGGGUGAUGCUGAUAACGCAUACAAAUUUACUGCUGGGAUGGUCAUAGGUAUUCCAUUGGAUGCUGACAUACGCAACCUACGUGACACAUCGAUCCUGCGAGUAAAACUUAAAUAUCCAGAUCAACAGACUGUACUUAUCAUUCCAAGAGCUUCAGAUCUUCGGCGAAUGGAUGGAGAUGAUGCCCUAGAUUCCUCAAGUCAAGAGCAAUGUCCCUGUUAUCGCCUUUUGACAACAGUUCUAGUUUCACAUCAAGUGUGGUCUGAAGCUAUGCAUGUUGACAUUAGCCUUGCUUUAGAUGUAACAGAAGCUGAAGGGGGCUUGGGUAUAUCCUCUACUGCAAGGAGAGCUGCUGCUCAGACUCAAGGAGAUCCAUGUGUGAUUGAUAUUUGUAAACCAGUUAAAGUUUUUGUCUCCCCAAGACCAAUUAAAAGAGGAAUAUAGCUUCCUAAACUAAAUUAUUUUCCAAAUAAUUAUUUUUUAAAAUUAUAACAGAGCUGCAUGAUUUUGUUAUCCAACACAUUACUAAUCUGAUAGAUAUAUCACAUACAGUGGUAUUCUUUUUGAUGAUUUGUCAACCACUGUUAAAAAAGUAAAUUCUUCUAGUCUUUCAUUGAAUCACACAAUGACCUACCGUAUGUACUUUUCUUCCUUUUCAAAUCACCAAGUGUCAUUCAGGUGCCAUUGACAUGAAAUGCAGGCAAUGAGCAUACCAUGCAAUAAAGAUUUUAAAAAUGUC